Acomys russatus (golden spiny mouse) is the source of this 916-nucleotide messenger RNA. It is a transcript of the gene Manf, whose product is annotated as mesencephalic astrocyte derived neurotrophic factor. Gene Ontology annotation, cellular component: endoplasmic reticulum. The record is from RefSeq and is a predicted model, not a curated record. Gene Ontology annotation, biological process: neuron projection development; dopaminergic neuron differentiation. The transcript has 4 exons. Bases 74 to 613 code for a protein of 179 amino acids. NCBI's taxonomy places the organism in Eukaryota, Metazoa, Chordata, Mammalia, Rodentia, Muridae.
CCAGGCGGCGCACCGCGCCGGGUGCGGUUCAUUCGCUCGGCGGCGGCGGCGGUGGUGGCGACUGCCGAGGAGGAUGUGGGCUACGCGCGGGCUGGCGGUCGCGCUGUCCCUGAGCGUGCUGCCAGACAGCCAGGCGCUGCGACCAGGCGACUGCGAAGUUUGUAUUUCUUAUCUGGGAAGAUUCUACCAGGACCUCAAAGACAGAGAUGUCACAUUUUCGCCAGCCACUAUUGAAGAAGAACUUAUAAAGUUCUGCCGUGAAGCAAGAGGCAAAGAGAAUCGGUUGUGCUACUACAUUGGGGCCACAGAUGAUGCCGCCACCAAGAUCAUCAAUGAGGUGUCGAAGCCCCUGGCCCACCAUAUCCCUGUGGAGAAAAUCUGUGAGAAGCUGAAGAAGAAAGACAGCCAAAUCUGCGAACUAAAAUAUGACAAGCAGAUUGACUUGAGCACAGUGGAUCUGAAGAAGCUUCGCGUGAAAGAGCUGAAGAAGGUCCUGGACGACUGGGGCGAGGUGUGCAAAGGCUGUGCAGAGAAGUCUGACUAUAUCCGCAAGAUAAAUGAACUGAUGCCUAAAUACGCCCCCAAGGCAGCCAGUGCUCGGACUGAUUUGUAGUCUGCCCAAUUCCUGCUGCUCCUGAGGGGAAAGUUCACCUGUCUCUUCCCCAAACACCCGUUUUGUAAUUUAUUUUUUAAGCGGGCUCCUGACAAUGCCAUGUGAAGGCUGGAGCUUUCCUAAUGACGACCCUGGCUCUUCGGUGCCCCCUAACCCCACUCGCAGGUGGGGAAGAAUUUACUUCCUCUUUUUGCUGGUUUACUCUAGGACUUAAAAGUUUGUCUGGGAUUUUUUUAUUAAAGGAAAAAAAAAUUUUGUCUUUGGAGAGUUGAGCUGACACAAGAUUCUGUCCCUUAAAUCUUC